Penicillium longicatenatum is the source of this 1797-nucleotide messenger RNA. RefSeq lists its product as uncharacterized. The record is from RefSeq and is a predicted model, not a curated record. NCBI's taxonomy places the organism in Eukaryota, Fungi, Ascomycota, Eurotiomycetes, Eurotiales, Aspergillaceae. The transcript has a single exon. Bases 1 to 1797 code for a protein of 598 amino acids.
AUGCAAGCAUCUCACAACCUUAACGGUGACCUCUGGAACCGUGAGCAUUUUGACUGGGCCGAGGACGUGGAGGAGGAGAUUCUCAAAACCGAGGCCACCAUGAUAGAACUGUCCCUAAGUCCACCAUUUGACUGGGCCGAAGAGGUUGAGGACGAGAUCCUCAAAACCGAGGCCACCAUGAUUGACCUGGCUUUAAGUCCACCAUUUGACUGGGCCGAAGAGGUUGAGGACGAGAUCUUCAAAGCAGAAACUGCCGCCCAGCAAGAGCGCCCCUGCUCGCCAAUCGGCUGGGAUGAGGACGAAAAGGAUGGCAUAAUCAAGAGGAAGGCCACGAAAUCGAUUGCUCCCAUUUACUGUGACCGAUCUACCUUAUCGUGGGAAUCCUUGCAGGAACAAGUGGAUAACGAAUUCGGUUGGCAAGAGAAGGUAAACCACCAGGUCGGACCCGUACACCAUUUUAACUGGUCGGGGAAGGCUGUGUUUGAGCGCAGCGGCACGCUGCCAGAGGAGUCUCUGGCAAUUAUACGUGCCUGGCCGAAGGUUCCGAAGCACAAAGACGACCCUGACUACAGGGUUCAAGCAAUUCUUUGGAACGCAAACAACUUCUUAGACCCAGUAGUGUUGACGCUGGACGAUGUCGACAGGUCCGUCCUGGAGCUUCAUGGCUCUGCGCUUAUACAUGCCGCGAAAGGCCAUGUGUCAAAACAUUACACUGGUCGUGGCUGGUGGUUGACUGACGACAAAGAGGAGAUGUUGGAUUCGUCAUUGGACGUCGGGGAUGUAGAGGGUUACCUGGAGCCGAACGUGGUGGUUGGCAACGGCUUCGCCGAGGUGAGCAUACUUCCAACGAGGGAAGAACAUGCCACAAUUGCCAAUAAUAUGAUUACCUGGGCGGCUGCCGAAGCCAACGAAAGACCAUAUUGGCAGAAGUACCGAAAACUCUAUUUUGAGCCUACGCGUUCACCACUUCACCAGGUUGCCACUAUUGUGCCGGAUGAAUCUGAAAGCACACGGGCUGAGGCUUCCACCAUCGUGCCUAUGUCCGAUGACUUUGACAGCACAUCGGUCAAGGCUAUCACCAUUGUGUCCGUGUCCGAUGAAUCAGACAGCACGCCGGUCAGGAUGCUGUGUCUUCAGCCAUCGCCCUCCUCCGAGUCGGUCUCUCCUCUAUUUGACGAGAUGAUGUGCUGCGAUGUCAGAAGGGAGCCGACUCCCCCUUGGUCCAACUCCUCCUGUGAACCAGGCUGCCCCUUUCACGACGAACCAGCACUCGUGCUGUGUUGCGAUCGCCAAAGGCAGCCCACUCCCCCAUCUUCAUCCUCUCAUUCCUGCCCCUCGCUCUCCUACUCCUUCGAGUCAGGCUCUCAGAACGACUGCCAGCUCCCGACCUCGCCAGAGCUGCCGGUGGCCCUCGCGGGGUGUCUAAUCGCCCAUGAACCAGUCAUCAUGGAUGACCGUGGCUCAAGGAGCACAUACCAGACAGCCUCGUCACUGAGACGAAAACCCCUUCUUUCGCCUCUACUUCGUUGUGCUUCAGGCUCUUCAGCGUCGCCCCAGAUAUCGACAUUGAAAGCCCCUCAGCAGAGACACCCGAUUGCCUCUCCAACUGGCCUUGUCAACAAUGACAAGCCGAGUCGGGAUCCCGAAGUCUUUUACAGCUUCCCUAAACCACGCGACCGGGGCUCGAAAAUCAAGCGAUUUUUCAAGAAGGCAGGAAAGAUUCUUUUGUCUGGGUUGGGCAUGCCUACACAACCAUUGUAUUCUCCGAAUUGUUUCGAUGUGGUACCAAUUAAGUGA